This is a messenger RNA of Trichomycterus rosablanca, 8925 nucleotides long. RefSeq names its product teneurin transmembrane protein 4 (gene tenm4). The record is from RefSeq and is a predicted model, not a curated record. Gene Ontology annotation, molecular function: protein heterodimerization activity; cell adhesion molecule binding; protein homodimerization activity. The coding region runs from base 89 to 8575 and encodes 2828 amino acids. Lineage: Eukaryota; Metazoa; Chordata; Actinopteri; Siluriformes; Trichomycteridae. Gene Ontology annotation, cellular component: membrane; neuron projection. The transcript has 31 exons. Gene Ontology annotation, biological process: heterophilic cell-cell adhesion; neuron development; signal transduction.
GUUUGUACAGCGGAUCUUCAUCAGAAUGAAUCGCAGAGGCUGAAGUGACUCCUUUUCCUUUGAUGUGGAGAAUCGAGACAAGCUCACGAUGGAAGUGAAGGAACGUAGACCGUACCGAUCUCUGACGGCACGGCGGGACGCCGAGCGCCGCUACACUAGCUCAUCGGCCGACAGCGAAGACGGCAAGCUCAAACCCAAAUCGUACAGCUCCAGCGAGACACUCAAGGCCUUCGAGCAGGACCCCCGAGUGGCCUACGGCACACGAGUUAAGGAUGUUGUUCACCAUGAGGUGGACGAGUUCGGCAGACAAGGAGCGGAUUACUCCUUGCGAGAGUUUGGCUUCGGUGACCCCGUGCCUCCUCGCGUGGCAGCCUACCGGUCAGAAAUGACCAUGCCCCACCGCGACUAUUCACUCAGCGUGGGCUCGGACGCAGACACCGAGACGGACGGAAUCGUGUCCCCCGAGGACGCCGUCCGGCUGUGGGGCAGAGCGAACAUAAAGUCUGGGCGAAGUUCGUGUCUGUCCAGCAGAGCCAACUCUAACCUGACUCUAACCGACACCGAGCACGAGAACACUGAAAACGGUCCUCCUCUACAUUGCUCCUCUGGCUCCUCUUCCCCCGGCACCUCCCAUUACCCGCCCCUUGCCCACGCAGCCAGUGAGAGCCAGGGAAGGUUGCUAGGUAACAAUGGGCUUCGAGCCGACCCCGACUCUGAGUCGGAGGAUGAGUUUGGCCCCGCUUCUUCCUUCUUAGUUAAGACCGGGUCAGGAAACGUGAACGUGUGUGCUCCCGGCUCUGCGGCCGCCGACGAUGGCUCAUUUCCGAACCAUUCCCGCCUGAGGACGCCACCGCUCCCCCUGUCUCACUCGCACUCUCCCAGUCAGCACCAUGGCACAUCCAUGGGUUCUUUGAGUCGGAGUAAUUAUACGCCGCGGAGUAACGCCAGUCCGGCGCCCACCGACAGCACGGCAGCACCAGAGGGGCCUUCGAGUGCCCCGGACUCCAGCAGUGCCCAGGACAACUGGCUCCUCAACAGCAACAUUCCUCUGGAGACCAGGAACCAGAAUACUCUAAUGUUUAUCAGAGAGGAGCAGGACUCUUGCAGAGACGGGCAAGGGUCAUACAAUACAAGGCACUUUUUGUUCAAGCCUAGUGGGACCUCACCGCUGUACUGCACAACAUCGCCCGCUUACCCUUUGACCUCCAGCACAGUGUACUCGCCUCCACCUCGACCCCUGCCUCGCAGCACCUUCUCCCGACCUGCCUUCAGCCUCAAAAAGCCCUACAAGCACUGCAACUGGAAAUGUGCUGCCCUAAGCGCCAUCCUCAUCUCCGUCACACUGGUGUUCCUGCUAGCCUACUUCAUUGCCAUGCAUCUGUUUGGCUUGAACUGGCACUUACAGCCCAUGCAGAGGCAGUUGUACCGGCUAACAGAGGACAACGUCAGCAGUCUGUCCAUACCUACAGAGCUGGGCCUGCCUCCGCUCGGCAACACAGGCUUGGAACUCCCAGACCGGAGAGGCAAAGAGGAGGGCAAACCGGACAGCUUGUUCCCAGAUGACAGCUUCAUAGACAUGGGUGAGAUUGAUGUGGGUCGCAAGGUAACACAGCAGAUACCGCCCGGCAUCUUCUGGAGGUCGCAGGUCUUUAUCGACCACCCCAUGUACCUCAAGUUUAACGUGUCUCUCAGUAAAGAUGCCUUGGUCGGGAUCUAUGGAAGAAGAGGCCUUCCUCCCUCACACACACAGUUCGACUUUGUGGAGCUGCUAGAUGGCCGGCGGCUCCUGGCUCAAGGGGUUCAGGGUCUAGGUGGACCUUCAGCACUGACUCAACCACGCAGCCUGAUGCCCCUUAGCAGCCAUGACACCGGGUUUAUACAGUACAUGGAUUCAGGCAUUUGGCACCUGGCGGUGUACAAUGAUGGCAAGGAGACGGAGCAGGUGUCAUUCCUAACCUCCGCUAUAGACUCGAUUGAUGAUUGUCCUAGUAACUGUUUUGGUAAUGGAGACUGUAUUGCUGGAACCUGCCACUGUUUCCUGGGAUUCAGAGGACCAGACUGCGGCAGAGCUUCGUGUCCAGUGCUAUGCAGUGGCAAUGGUCAGUACCUGAAAGGCCGUUGCAUGUGUCACAGUGGCUGGAAAGGAUCGGAGUGUGACGUACCCACCAACCAGUGCAUUGAUGUGACCUGCAGUGGCCAUGGAACGUGCAUAGUGGGGACCUGCAUAUGCAAUCCAGGAUUCAAGGGAGAGAACUGUGAAGAAGUGGACUGUCUGGACCCCACAUGCUCAGGCCGAGGCGUGUGCGUACGUGGCGAGUGCCACUGUUUCGUGGGUUGGGGAGGUCCUGGGUGCGAGAGCCCACGGGCGUCCUGCAUGGACCAUUGCUCGGGUCAUGGAGCCUUCCUGGCUGAGACGGGCACCUGCAGCUGUGACCCCAAUUGGACUGGACAUGACUGCUCUACAGAGCUUUGUGCGGCGGACUGUGGCGGGCACGGCAUCUGCGUGGCGGGCGGCUGCCGCUGCGAGGAGGGCUGGAUGGGUGCCGCCUGCGAUCAGAGGGCUUGCCACCCGCGCUGCAGUGAACACGGUACCUGCAAGGAUGGCAAGUGUGAAUGCAGCCCUGGCUGGAAUGGAGAACACUGCACUAUUGCUCACUAUCUGGAUAAGGUAGUGAAAGAGGGUUGCCCGGGUCUGUGUAACGGCAAUGGCAGGUGCACGCUGGGUAAUAAUGGCUGGUACUGCGUGUGUCAGCUGGGCUGGAGAGGAACAGGUUGUGACACCUCCAUGGAGACCUCCUGCAACGACGCCAAGGACAAUGAUGGAGAUGGUCUGCUGGACUGCAUGGAUCCAGACUGCUGUGUGCAAUCUUCAUGUCAGGUCACUUCUCUGUGUGUGGGAUCACCUGAUCCACUGGACAUCAUUCAGGAGACUCAGGUUUCCUCUGGUCCAAGCAACCUGCACUCCUUUUACCAGCGGGUGCGCUUCCUGGUGGGCCGUGAUAGCACACAUGUGGUUCCUGGGCCGAACCCCUUCGAGGCCAGUCAUGCCUGUGUCAUCCGAGGGCAAGUGGUGACCACUGAUGGGACUCCACUGGUUGGAGUGAACAUCAGCUUUAUCAACAAUCCUACAUACGGCUACACCAUCACCAGGCAGGAUGGCAGUUUUGACCUGCUGUCCAGUGGUGGUCUGGCCGUGGCGCUUCGCUUUGAGCGCGCUCCAUUCAUCAUGCAGGAACACACGCUGUGGCUGCCAUGGUCCCGUUUCUUCGUCAUGGACACUGUGGUCAUGCGGCACGAAGUGAACGACAUUCCCAGCUGCGAUCUGAGCAGCUUCACACGCCCGAGUCCCAUAGUGCUACCUGCUCCCCUUACUGCUUUCGCCACAGCCUGUCAGGACAGAGGAAUCGUAGUACCAGAAAUACAGGCUCUUCAGGAGGAGGUGCGUAUCCCUGGUACGGAUCUACGCCUGAACUACUUGAGCAGCCGCACAGCAGGUUAUAAGUCUGUUCUUAGGGUCACACUGACCCACACAAUCAUCCCAUUUAGUCUUAUGAAGGUGCACCUUAUGGUGGCUGUGGAAGGCCGUCUCUAUAGGAAGUGGUUCUCAGCAGCGCCCAACCUUUCUUAUGACUUUGUGUGGGACAAGACCGACGUCUACAGCCAGAAGGUGUACGGCCUGUCCGAGGCGUUUGUGUCUGUGGGAUUUGAGUACGAGUCAUGUCCUGAUAUGAUCCUGUGGGAGAAGAGGACGGCAAUUCUACAGGGAUAUGAAAGCACAGCGUCUAACCUGGGGGGCUGGAGCAUCGACAAACACCAUGCGCUUAACAUCCAGAGUGGCAUCCUGCACAAGGGCAACGGCGAGAAUGUCUUCAUUUCCCAGCAGCCCCCUGUCAUCGGGAGUAUCAUGGGUAACGGACGGCGACGCAGCAUUUCCUGUCCGAGCUGUAACGGCCUGGCUGAUGGAAAUAAGCUUCUAGCUCCGGUGGCUCUGGCCUGUGGCUCAGAUGGCAGCUUAUUUGUGGGUGACUUCAACUAUAUCCGUCGAAUAUUUACCACUGGGAAUGUCACCAGCGUCCUGGAGCUCAGUAAUAGCCCAGCUCACAAGUACUAUCUGGCCACAAGUCCAGUGUCAGGAGCUCUGUUUCUAUCAGACACCAGCAGCAGGAAGGUGUUCAAGAUAAAGUCCCUGAACGUUGUAAAGGAUGUAGCUAAGAACCUGGAGCUUAUGGCAGGGACAGGGGACCAGUGUCUUCCUUAUGACGAGACCCGCUGUGGGGAUGGAGGCAAGGCUGUGGAAGCUACACUCACAAACCCAAGAGGCAUUACGGUAGACAAGUAUGGCACAAUAUUCUUUGUGGAUGGGACCAUGAUCCGCCGCAUCGAUCAGAACGGAAUUAUCUCCACGCUGCUGGGCUUCAACGACCUGACCUCGGCACGACCUCUCAGCUGCGACUCCGUCAUGGACAUCUCACAGGUACGUCUGGAAUGGCCAACUGACCUAGCUGUAAGUCCAAUGGACAACUCACUGUAUGUUCUGGAUAACAAUGUGGUGCUGCAGAUCUCAGAGAAUCACCAGGUCAGGAUCGUAGCCGGACGUCCCAUGCACUGCCAGGUCCCAGGCCUGGACCACUUCCUAGUGAGCAAAGUGGCCAUUCAUGCCACGCUAGAAUCCGCCAACGCGCUGGCCGUUUCCCACAACGGCAUCCUCUACAUCGCAGAAUCGGAUGACAAGAAGAUCAAUCGUGUGAGACAGGUUUCUACCAACGGCGAGAUCUCACUGGUUGCUGGCUCCCCCAGUGGGUGUGACUGUAAAAAUGACCCGAACUGCGACUGCUACUCGGGCGACGACGGCUACGCCAAGGACGCAAAGUUGUACUCGCCAUCAUCGCUGGCAGUCUCACCAGAUGGUGAGCUUUUCAUCGCUGAUCUGGGAAACGUCCGGAUACGUUAUGUGCGACGAAACAAGGCAUAUCUCAAUCCGCUCAACAUGUAUGAGGUGUCAUCUCCUAUUAACGAUGAGCUGUACCUGUUUGAUGCCAAUGGUAGUCACAUCUACACCCAGAGUCUGACCACUGGUGACUACCUGUACAACCUGACGUAUUCAGGAAAGGGUGAUCUGAGCAGCAUAACAGAUAAGAACAAGAACAAAGCUACUAUUCGUAGAGACACUACAGGUAUGCCUCUGUGGAUCAUGACUCCAGAUGGACAAACAUUUUGGUUCACCAUUGGGACUAAUAAUGCCCUCAAGAGUGUCGGUGCCCAGGGCCAAGAGUUAGCAAUUAUGACCUACCAUGGAAGCUCAGGACUGUUGGCAACAAAGAGCAAUGAAGAUGGAUGGACGACCUUCUACGAGUAUGACAGUUACGGGAGGCUGACGAAUGUGACCUACCCUACAGGUAGGGUGAGCAGCUACCGUACUGAUUCUUACAGUGCUGUGCGAGUCCAGGCUGAAGGCUCCAACAAAGAGGACAUUAUCGUCACCAGCAACCUCUCAGCCUCAGGAACGUUUUACACACUCAUGCAAGAUCAAGUCAAGAACAGUUACUACAUAGGACUGGAUGGUGCCCUUCGACUGGUUCUUGCUAACGGCAUGGAGGUGUCGCUGCACACAGAACCUCACCUGCUUUCUGGAACUGUCAAUCCAACCAUCAGCAAGAGGAACGUCACCCUUCCUAUAGACAACGGCCUUAACCUGGUGGAAUGGAGACAGCGGAAAGAACAAGCACGAGGACAGGUCACAGUUUACGGUCGCCGACUUAGGGUUCACAACAGAAACCUGUUGUCCAUGGACUUUGACCGUAUCACCCGAACAGAGAAGGUGUACGAUGACCACAGGAAAUUCACUUUAAGGAUCCACUACGACCAUGCGGGCAGACCUACCCUGUGGGCACCAAGUAACCGCCUAAACGGAGUCAAUGUGACUUACUCAUCUGGUGGUCAUGUGGCCGGCAUUCAAAGAGGCACGAUGUCUAUCCGGAUGGAAUAUGAUCCAAAUGGGAGAAUAACGUCAAAGAUAUUUGCAGAUGGCAAAUCAUGGAGCUAUACGUACCUUGAGAAGUCCAUGGUGCUCUUGCUGUACAGCCAGCGACAGUACAUCUUCGAGUUCGACAAGAACGAUCGUCUUUGGUCUGUCACCAUGCCCAAUGUGGCUCGGCAUACUCUCGAGACCACUCGCUCCAUCAAGUACUACAGAAACACCUAUAGACCCCCGGAGGGCAACGCCAGUGUGCUGCAUGAUUACAGUGAAGAUGGCCAACUUCUGCAGACCAUUCACCAAGGCACGGGACGUAAAGUCAUCUAUAAGUACGGCAAGAUCUCUCGUCUGCUUGAGAUUAUGUAUGAUACCACGCGUGUUGCCUUCUCAUACGACGAAGCAGCAGGAAUGCUCAAGACAGUGAGUCUGCAAAGCGAGGGCUUUACGUGCACUAUACGGUACCGGCAGAUCGGCCCCCUCAUUGACCGGCAGAUCUUUCGAUUUAGUGAGGAAGGUAUGGUCAACGCUCGCUUUGACUACAACUACGACAACAGCUUUCGGGUAACCAGUAUGCAAGCUGUCAUCAACGAAACCCCCCUGCCUAUUGAUCUUUACCGCUAUGAUGACGUGUCUGGUAAAACAGAGCAGUUUGGCAAAUUUGGGGUCAUAUACUACGACAUCAACCAGAUCAUCACAACUGCUGUAAUGACUCACACUAAGCACUUUGAUGCCUAUGGGCGAGUCAAGGAGGUGCAGUAUGAGAUCUUCCGUUCGUUGAUGUACUGGAUGAUGGUACAGUAUGAUAACAUGGGCCGAGUUGUAGCCAAAGAACUCAAGGUGGGUCCUUACGCCAACACCACAAGGUAUACCUACGAGUACGAUGCUGACGGACAGAUCCAGGUGGUGUCCAUGAACGAUAAACCUUUGUGGCGGUACAAUUAUGAUCUAAAUGGCAACCUGCACCUUCUCAGCCCGGGCAACAGUGCCCGCCUUACUCCUCUACGUUAUGACAUACGGGAUCGCAUUACACGAUUGGGAGACGUCCAGUACAGGAUGGACGAAGACGGUUUCCUAAGACAGCGAGGGAAUGACUUCUUCGAAUACAACUCUGCAGGCUUGCUGGUCAGAGCUUACAGCAGGGUGGGUGGAUGGAGUAUAAAGUACCGUUACGAUGGCCUGGGUCGCAGAGUGUCUAGCAGGAGCAGCCAAGGACACCAUUUGCAGUUCUUCUAUGCUGACCUGUCCAGCCCCACCAGAGUCACCCACAUGUACAAUCAUUCCAGCUCAGAGAUCACAUCGCUCUACUAUGACCUGCAGGGUCACCUCUUCGCCAUGGAGCUGAGCAGUGGUGAUGAGUUCUACGUGGCCUGUGACAACAUCGGGACACCGCUUGCUGUAUUCAGUGGCUCGGGUUUGAUGAUUAAGCAGAUCCUCUAUACAGCCUUCGGAGAGGUCUAUCUAGAUUCAAACCCCAGCUUUCAGCUCGUCGUGGGCUACCAGGGUGGCCUGUAUGAACCCCUCACGAAGCUGGUUCACAUGGGGAGCAGGGAUUACGACGUCCUGGCUGGCCGAUGGACCACACCCGACCAUGAUGUCUGGAAGCAGAUGAACAGCAACAACAUUGUGCCCUUUAACCUCUACAUGUUCAAGAACAACAACCCUCUAAGCAACCCCCAUGAGACCAAGUGCUACAUGACAGACGUAAACAGCUGGUUGGUGACGUUCGGCUUUCAGUUGUACAACGUCAUACCUGGUUAUCACAAACCUGUCACUGAUGCUAUGGAACCAUCUUACGAGCUGAUUCACACCCAGAUGAAGACACAAGAGUGGGACAGCACUAAGUCUGUCCUCGGGGUGCAGUGUGAGGUCCAAAGACAGCUCAAGUCCUUCGUCCGUCUGGAACGUUUCGACCAGAUCUACAGAGCCACCGGUGCUGGCUGCCCGCAAUCCACACUCCGCAACCUCUUCGCCUCAGGGGCCUCCAUCUUCGGCAAGGGCGUCAAACUAGCCAUCCGAGAGGGCCGCGUGAAUUCCGACAUCAUCAGCCUGGCGAGUGAAGACGGUCGGCGGUUGGCUGCGAUCCUGGACCAGUCUGUCUAUCUCGAAGACCUUCAUUUUACCAUCUCCAGCAUGGAUACGCACUACUUUGUGAAGUCGUCUCCGGCGGAGAAUGACCUGGCACUUCUGGGAAUGACUGUGGGACGGCGGAUGUUGGAGACAGGGACUAACGUGACGGUCCAGCAGGUGAACACCGUAUUGGGCGGUCGCGCCCGACGCAUCACUGACGUUCAGCUGCAGCACGGAGCGCUGAGCCUGAACGUGCGCUACGGUAGCAGUCUGGAUGAGGAGAAAGCCCGUGUUCUGGAGCUGACCCGGCAGAGAGUCGUAGCAGCCGCCUGGCAGCACGAGCGGCACCGGUUACGCCAGGGUGAGGACGGUACGCGCACCUGGACGGACACCGAGAGGCAGCAGCUGUUCAGCUCGGGUCGUGUACAAGGCUACGACGGAUACUACGUAGUGCCGGCGGACCAGUUUCCAGAGCUGGCCGAUAGCAUCAGCAAUGUUUAUUUCCUGCGCCAGAGCGAGAUGGGUCGCAGGUGACACGGACAUGAACGGAGGGACCGUUUAGUCUUAGCGUCCAGGACUUCUUGCCAAAGACAAGUGACCCUUUUGUUAAUUUUUUUCAUUUUUCUUUGGGAAAAAAAGAACGUUCGCAAACAAAUGCACUGCAUUAACUGGAGAGCUCUUUUCCUUUUCUUUAUCCUUGUGUCUUUGCCCUCUGAGUGAGGCAGCGCGAGGAAUGACACACGGCAGCGUUGGUUAUUUAGGUCUCUCUACAGAUCAGCUCAAAGGGAUCCUGGAAGAUGGCUGGUAAUGCAUUUUGAUCACUAGCUGGUCCUGCAGUCAAGCGAGCAGAUUGGCAUUCAGCUUCAAUCCAUCCUGCCUUAUUU